Molecule: messenger RNA, 1146 nt
Organism: Priapulus caudatus
Lineage: Eukaryota; Metazoa; Priapulida; Priapulimorpha; Priapulimorphida; Priapulidae
Product: WW domain-binding protein 4-like
Exons: 9
Coding region: 149-997 (282 amino acids)
Biological process (GO): mRNA splicing, via spliceosome
Cellular component (GO): nucleus; precatalytic spliceosome
Molecular function (GO): protein binding; zinc ion binding; RNA binding
Source: RefSeq, a predicted model, not a curated record
UAACCCGAUGUUGUGUGGCGGUGUUUUAACUUUCAACUACACGUUAUAAUUUUAGAUUUUGUACUACAAUUUCGCAACGUUUAUCAUAAAUCUAUCUAAUUACGGUUACAUUGAAACCUACGUUUUAUGACUUACGUUACCAAGCAACAUGACAGAAUAUUGGAUAUCUACACCACGCAAGUUUUGUGAAUUCUGCAAAUGUUGGAUAACAGACAAUAAGCCUAGUGUAGACUUCCACGAAAGAGGAAAGAGACAUCAGGAGAAUGUAAAAAUAAAAAUCUCAGAGGUGCGAAAGAAAGGCCAGGAAGUUUAUGAAGCCAAGAAACAAGAGGAAAAUGACAUUGCAACGAUGGAAGCUGCUGCCCUAGCAGCAGUGCAAAACGACAUCAGCAAUGAUCCUUCCCUUGCUGCUGCUUAUGGCAUGAAGCUGAACAAGGAAACUGUUGCAGAGAAAGACGAUGACUUGCGGACAAAUAUUCAAGUAGAAACAGCUAAAAAAUGUGAAAAUACUGGAAAGGCUGUAGACCUCUCAGAUUGGCAGGAGGCACAAACAUCAGAAGGCUAUACAUAUUACUGGAAUGAAAAAACAAGAGAAACCAAAUGGGAAUUGCCAACCACUGAGGCAGCUGACAGCAAAAAAGAAGUCAAGCCAGCCAAGCCUGUGUCGACAAAGCGUCGCAAAAAAGAAGCUAAGCGUGAAAGUGGCAGCUCGACCUCAUCCAAAGGCAAGAGUACUGUGAAGAAAGGUCCUUAUGGCGCUUGGGAAACCAUAGAAGAACCAGAACCAGAGCCAUUGAUGGAUCUACAACUACCAGUCGUCAAGCCAUCUGAAAUGAUACUUCCAGAAUUUACAGAACCGGCAAAACGCUCUGUUUCCUAUAAAGAAAAAACUGUAACAUCACUAGCACCACCUGGUGGCAGCACGUCUAAGAUUGUUUUUAAAAAGAGAAAAUUGGCGUCUGGUGCGCAAAACAUUCGCAGGAAAGAGGAUAGCUAGUAAUUGCUAUUUAUUUUAUCUAAAACCUGAAGAGUCCAUUAUGUAUUGUAUGUUUCUUAUCAUUUUUGCCUGACGUAUAUAGAAUAAUCAACUCAUUCAAUGUAAUGAUUGUGUAUUUCAUAGAAAACAAUGUUGAUGAUCACAACAUA